Maniola jurtina (meadow brown) is the source of this 3355-nucleotide messenger RNA. RefSeq lists its product as uncharacterized. Lineage: Eukaryota; Metazoa; Arthropoda; Insecta; Lepidoptera; Nymphalidae. The transcript is spliced from 18 exons. The record is from RefSeq and is a predicted model, not a curated record. Gene Ontology annotation, biological process: fatty acid beta-oxidation. Gene Ontology annotation, molecular function: acetyl-CoA C-acetyltransferase activity. The coding region runs from base 229 to 2685 and encodes 818 amino acids.
UUACCUAAUACUUACCUAAGUGGUAUAAAGUUCUUAGUGUUGUUUUUAUCAUCAAGUAUUCACUGCUGCAGUUGAAAGAGACACUUAUCUAGCAAAUAAAGAAAUACAUAACGUGUUUUGCCACAAACUCAUCGAACCGGCCGCUGAGUGAACGUGCUGGCCGCAUUGUGUUAUCAGUGGGAUUUUGAUUUUAUCUGCCUUAAAAUCGUGUGGAUUUGAUUAUAAAAGAUGGCUGUAGCUAUAAAUAAAGGCGUAUACAUAGUGGCUGCCAAACGCACGCCGUUCGGCAAAAUGGGUGGUAUGCUAAAGAAUAUACCCCCAUCCGACUUAUUGCUUGUUGCCGCUAAAGACGUCUUGAAAGCCGGUAACGUCGCUCCCAGUCUGGUGGACACUGUUAAUGUUGGGAUUGUUAAUACGUUAAGCGGCAGCUCAGACGGCUAUUUAGCUGCUCGCCACGCGUCCCUCAAAACUGGGAUCCCUCAAGAAAAACCCGCUCUUGGAGUGAACAGGUUAUGUGGAUCUGGUUUCCAAGCAGUGAUCAACAGUGCUCAGGACAUCCUAACGGGAGUGGCUCAAAUUUCUCUCGCCGGUGGAACAGAAAACAUGUCAGCUGUCCCGUUCUUAGUACGAAACGUUAGGUUCGGCGCACCCUUGGGAGUUAAAAUAGAGUUCGAGGACUCCCUGGUUAAAGGAUCUUUGGACACAUACUGCAAUUUCACGAUGCCACAGACUGCGGAGAAUUUGGCUGAGAAAUAUGGCUUGGUGAGAGGGGAGGUGGAUGAGUUCGCUUUACAGUCACAGAAGAAGUGGAAAAUUGCUCAAGAUAGCGGGGCGUUCCAGGCAGAGCUAUCGCCAGUGAUAGUGAAACUGAAGAAGCAAGAAGUGAUCAUGGACAGAGAUGAGCAUCCGCGCCCGGAGACCACCCUCGAAGCCCUGCACAAACUUCCCGUGCUCUUCCGCAAGGGAGGCGUCGUGACUGCUGGGAACUCUUCGGGUGUAAACGACGGCGCAGGGGCGUUGAUCCUUGCCAGCGAAGAGGCGCUAAAGCAACACAAUCUGACACCUCUCACCAGACUGCUCGGCUGGUCGUUUGUGGGCGUGGACCCGAGUGUCAUGGGCAUCGGCCCGGUGCCUGCCAUUCAGGGACUGCUCGCUGCUUCGAAGUUGACGCUUAAUGAUAUUGAUCUAAUUGAGAUCAAUGAAGCCUUUGCAGCCCAGACCCUCUCGUGUGCCAAAGAACUAGGUCUAGACAUCAGCAAGUUGAACGUGAACGGUGGAGCGGUCGCUAUGGGACAUCCCCUCGCUGCGUCGGGCGCUAGGAUUACUGCUCACCUUACUCAUGAACUGAGGAGGCGGAACUUGAAGAGAGGCAUCGGAUCAGCAUGUAUCGGCGGCGGUCAAGGAAUUGCGGUGCUGCUAGAAAAAGUUUCCACCACUAUUCACCGUCAUUCGCCGUGUUUGGUGUGCGCUGGCUCUUACAUUACCCGGCUACCUAUUGCCAUGGCACUCACGCGCAAAGCCAUUUUUGUAGUUGGCGCGAAAAGGACGCCAUUUUGUAAAUAUGGCGGUUACCUUCGUGAGUUGCCAGCUUCGCAUGCCUUCGCCGCUGCAGCAAAGGAUGCCUUCCAUUCUGCCAAAUUAAAUCCUAGUUUGGUAGAUUGUACUAUAAUUGGAAACGUUAAUUUUCUUAGCCAAUGCGAUGGAGGCAAAACAUCGAGGUAUUGUGGGCUUUAUUCAGGGGUCCCGAUUGAAAAACCAGCGCUAGGAGUCAAUAAAGCGUGCGCUUCCGGUUUACAGGCUAUCAUAACUAGCAUAUUGGAAAUCUCAAUAGGUUCAGCGAAUGUAUGUUUAACAGGAGGAACAGAAAUAAUGUCAUCUCUCCCUUUUUUGGUACGAAACGUUAAAUUCGGGUCUACUCUCGGAGUAUCCUAUAAUUUUGAAGACCAUAUCAAAAACCAAAUUCCUGAUAGCUACACUGGUCUUACGUUGCAAAAGAUAGCUGAAAUUGACGCACAAAAAUAUGAAAUAACUAGACAAAUGGCUGAUGAUUUUGCAAAUAACAGUCUUUUAAAAUACAAAGCAGCAUCAACAAAGAUUCUCCCUGACGAGCUGACGAGUCUAACUGUGCAAUUUAAAAAUAAAGACAUUUCGGUGGACAAAGAUGAUGAUGCGAACUUAGAAAUGAAAAAUUUUACAACAGCACCACCGAUAUUACCAGAUGGCACAAUAGUAACAUCGCUAAACUCAUCGGCCCCAGCUGACGGAGCCGCGGCUCUAGUGCUAGCUGAAGAGGAGGCGGUACGAAGAAACGAUGUGAUACCAUUAGCGCGGGUAGUCGCACACGCUUGUGUGGGUGUUGACCCUUACACGGGUCUCGGGGCCGUGGCGGCUGUGAGAAAGCUGUUACAUGUAACUGGGAUGAAGGCUCAUGAUGUCGACUUUUUUGAGAUAAAUGAAACAUUUGCCACACAAGCCCUAGCCACGAUAAAGGAAUUGAAGUUGGAUGAGCAGAAAGUGAACGUCAGUGGCGGAGCCCUGGCGCUCGGCCAUCCUGUGGCCGCCACCGGGGCGAGGAUGGCCGUUCAUCUUAUACAUCAACUUAACCGCCAAAAAGCAAAACGAGCUAUUGCUGCAUCCAGUUGCGGGGGUGGUCAGGGAGUAGCUAUUAUGUUUGAAUCAAUAUGAUUAGAAGAAAACAAUAUAUUCUAUUAUUUACAAAAUAUUAUAUUAUGAAAAUUAAAAUAUUAUAAAGUAGAAAAUCUUAAUAAACUAAAAAUUAAAUUAACCUUACAAGAUAUCUAAACAUACAAUUAUAUCGACUUGCUCUUAAGAAUGUUAAGAAAUCGUCAUUUUUACGGAUUUUGUAAUUAAUUGAGCUAGGUUUAAAGUGUGGGUAUCCCACAGACUAAAGAAAAAAUAAAGUUAAUAAAAUGCAGUCAGCAUUUUGGCAAAUUUUGUUGUACACAAUCUGUAAACUAAACUAAAAUGGCAGGCCUAAAUCUAUCUUUUUCAUAUUGCCAGCUCUCUGAAUCUAAUGCUGGCCACAUUAGAUUUAGAAGUGUUCGUUUAGUUUAGUCCAGUUUAACUUUUCAAGCACAUGUCCUAUCUAUCUUUUCCCUCUAGUCUGUGGGGAUGGCUUAAAUAGUAUUUUGAUUACAUGUAAUUAAUUGUUUUCUAGUUGAAAAUCAUGCAAAUCUCUUUGCGGCAGUGUCAAAAGUAGAAUGGGAAUAUUAUUGCGUCAUAUUUAUAUUAUAUCCAGGCGUAAAUCGUUAUUGGUAGGAAUGCUAAUUGAUUUCAAGUUUACGUAAUUCAUUAUUAUCACCAUUACAUCAUUAUCUUAUAAAUUCCACAAUAA